GCCAAAGUAAUCCGCCCAAAAAUAUUUUCUUAUCUGUUGUAAAAUAAUAUAAUUUAAUAUUUUUCCAAUUUUUAUCUGAAAUAAUUUACACAAAUUUCCAACAGAUAUAUAUAUAUAUAUAUAAACCAUAUUUUAUCACACAUCUCAUUAGUCAACCGCACGGAGCCAGUUAAGCGUGACAGGACUCAACCACCUUCACACGACACGGGCGUGAUCCAUACAAUCCACUCACACCGUACACGUGUCCAGACUCCCAACCGUCCGAUCCCCUUCCUUCACCUCAUGCGAACCUAUCCGUUCGUGUUAAACAUAACCCCAAACACGCGGGCGCCGUCCACACGAGCGAAAACCCUAGAAUCCCCAAACGUCCCCUCUUCACCCCCCUCGCCGGAGCUCCGCCCGCCGGUGAUCACCUCCGUCCCUCCGACCGCCUUCCCGCUCAGCGCCGGAGAACCCGGACUCGUGCCCGGGAGCUCUCUCUCUCUCCUAGAUCUCAGAUCCAAUCAGAUUCGAAGAUCAAGAUUCGGCACCGAUCUGUUUCAAUGGGGAAGAUCUGGAGAUUAGGGUUAGGGAUUUGACCGGAUUUCGAUCCAUGGCGCAGGAGAUGGAGAAAUUGGGCGGAACAAGCGAGGAGGACGAAGAUGAGGAGGAGCUGGAGAUGGAGGUCAAAGAGGAAGAAGACGACGAUGUGCCAAGUGGUCCCGAGAUGGUGAUCGGAGCCAUGGGAGAUGCUAUGAACGCAGGGUUCUUCGACGAUGAUCAGCAGCGACGCGCCAUGGCGGCGACGGCGAUGCACCAACAGCAAGGAGGGACUGGAUCGAGGCGGUGCCGGCCGAAGGAGGAGAAAGAGAGGACGAAGCUCCGGGAGCGUCACCGGCGGGCGAUCACUGCAAGGAUCCUGGCGGGGCUCCGGCGGCAUGGGAACUAUAAUCUACGCGUCCGCGCCGACAUCAACGAGGUCAUCGCCGCUCUUGCCCGCGAGGCUGGCUGGGUCGUACUCCCCGACGGCACUACUUUUCCCUCUCGACCCGGACCCGGCGCCACCGCCCCUUCUCCGCAGGCUGGGAAGCUCGCUGGAGUGACGACGGCGGCAGUGGCGCCGGCACCGGCAGUAAUGGCGACAUCUCAGGCAAUGCCCCUGAGGGGAGUGUCUCCUACUGGGCCAUUUCGCAGCUUGGAGUGCCGGCCUUGCCGGUUGAAGGGAGUGUACACGCCUGCAUCAACGCCGUAUGAGAGCCGGGGUCGGAUGGUGGUGAUGGUGGACAGAGAUAGGACCGCGGAGAAUUCACCUCUUGUUGGUAGCUCUAUGGACACUGUUGAUGACAAGCAGGUGGUGGAUAUAACUGGAAGAUUGCCUGAGCGUGAUUUUGCUGGCACUCCUUAUGUUCCUGUUUAUGUUAUGCUUCCUCUUGGUGUUGUCAACAUGAAGUGUGAAUUGGUUGAUCCAGAUGGGUUGCUGAAGCAACUAAGACUUUUAAAAUCUAUCAAUGUUGAUGGUGUCAUGGUUGAUUGUUGGUGGGGGAUAGUUGAGGCUCAUGCUCCACAGGAAUAUAAUUGGAGUGGUUAUAAGAGACUGUUCCAGAUUGUGCGAGAAUUAAAACUCAAGCUACAGGUUGUCAUGUCAUUUCAUGAAUGUGGAGGCAAUGUUGGUGACGAUGUUUGUAUUCCUCUCCCUCAUUGGGUUGCAGAGAUUGGUAGAACCAAUCCUGAUAUGUUUUUCACGGAUAAGGAGGGAAGAAGGAACCCUGAAUGCCUUACCUGGGGAAUCGACAAGGAAAGAAUCUUAAGAGGUCGGACUGCUGUGGAGGUCUACUUUGAUUACAUGAGGAGCUUUAGAGUGGAAUUUGAUGAAUUCUUUGAGGAUGGUGUUAUUUCCGAGAUUGAAAUUGGACUAGGCCCUUGUGGAGAGUUGCGUUAUCCAUCUUAUCCAGUAAAGCAUGGUUGGAGAUAUCCUGGCAUUGGAGAAUUUCAGUGCUAUGAUCAAUAUCUUAUGAAAAGCUUAAGGAGGGCCGCUGAAGCAAGGGGCCACUCUUUUUGGGCUAGAGGACCUGAUAAUGUGGGAAAUUAUAAUUCCCAACCACAUGAAACUGGAUUCUUUUGUGAUGGAGGAGAUUAUGAUGGCUAUUAUGGAAGAUUCUUCCUUGGUUGGUAUUCUCAAGUGUUAGUGGAUCAUGCUGAUCGUGUACUAUCUCUUUCCAAAUUGGCCUUUGAAGGGACGCGCAUUGCUGCCAAGGUUUCAGGUAUCCAUUGGUGGUACAAAACAGCUAGCCAUGCAGCUGAAUUGACUGCUGGGUUUUAUAACCCUUGCAAUCGGGAUGGCUAUGCAUCAAUUGCUGCAAUGCUAAAGAAGCAUGAUGCAGCUUUAAAUUUUACUUGCGUGGAGUUACGUACUUUGGAUCAACAUGAAGACUUCCCAGAAGCAUUGGCAGAUCCAGAAGGCUUAGUCUGGCAGGUGUUGAAUGCUGCAUGGGAUGUUUCUAUACCUGUGGCUAGUGAGAAUGCUCUCCCUUGCCAUGAUAGAGACGGAUACAACAAGAUAUUGGAAAAUGCCAAACCAUUUAAUGAUCCAGAUGGAAGACAUUUAUCUGCUUUCACAUUCCUGAGGCUUAGCCCUGUUCUCAUUGAGAGACGCAACUUCUUGGAGUUUGAGCGUUUUGUCAAGAGAAUGCAUGGUGAAGCAGUUCUGGAUCUCCAAACAUAAAACAAAGAUUGAAGAAAAAAAAAACUCUCUAACAUGACUUCCUAAAUCUCAAACUUAGUUCCUUGAAGAAUGGGUAUGUUUCCUUAUUGCAUAUACCAGUGUAAUGAGAUUAUUGACACUCAAUAGUGCAUGUUUAGGGGCUUUCAUUCCCCCAUUGUAGAGAAAUUUCCUAUAUAACAAUAUAGUCACACCACCCUUGCCAUCUUCA
Dioscorea cayenensis subsp. rotundata (Guinea yam) is the source of this 2909-nucleotide messenger RNA. Its product is annotated as beta-amylase 2, chloroplastic-like. Gene Ontology annotation, molecular function: beta-amylase activity. NCBI's taxonomy places the organism in Eukaryota, Viridiplantae, Streptophyta, Magnoliopsida, Dioscoreales, Dioscoreaceae. Gene Ontology annotation, biological process: polysaccharide catabolic process. The record is from RefSeq and is a predicted model, not a curated record.